CUAAGGCCAGCACGGGUACCAUCAGCCUCAAGAUUCCUGAAUCCCUAUGUAGUGGGUUUCGUUGUUGUGGCAGGAGUGGUAAUCCUGGCAGUGACCACAGCUCUACUCAUCCACUUUUUAGCCUUCGAUCAAAAGUCUUAUUUUUAUCAUAGCAGCUUUCAAAUCCUAAAUGUCAAAUAUAGUAAUCAGUUAAAUUCACCAGCUACACAAGAAUAUAGGGAUUUGAGUGGAAGAAUUGAAUCUAUGAUUACUAAAACAUUCCAAGAAUCAAAUUUAAGAAAUCAAUUCAUCAGAGCUCAUGUUGUCAAACUGAGGCAAGAGGGUAAUGGUGUGAAAGCAGAUGUUGUCAUGAAAUUUAAAUUCACUAGAAACAACAAUGGAGCAUCAAUGAAAAGGAGAAUUGAGUCUGUUUUACACCACAUGCUUAAUAACUCUGGAAACUUGGAAAUAAACCCUUCAACUGAGAUAACAUGCAAGAGAGACAUUACUGUCAGAUCUUCAAUCUCAAUUACUGACCAGGAUACAGUGGAUAUGUUCACUCAAGGAUGUGGGGCCCGUACAGACCUAAUAACUCUGUCUGCGGAGAGGAUCCUAGGAGGCACUAAGGCUGAGGAAGGAGACUGGCCAUGGCAAGUCAGUCUACAGACGAAUAAUGUUCACCACUGCGGAGGCAUCCUGAUCAGUAGCCUGUGGAUCUUGACAGCAGCUCACUGCUUCAGAAGCUACCCUAAUCCUCGUCAGUGGACUGUCACUUUUGGUGUUUCAACAACAUUUCCUAAACAGAGAAGAGGAGUAAGGACUAUUUUAAUCCAUAGCAAUUAUAACCCUGCAACUCAUGAAAAUGAUAUUGCAGCUAUACAACUUGACAGAGGCAUCACCUUUACCAAAGAUAUCCAUAGGGUGUGUCUCCCGGAGGCUACCCAGAAUAUUCCGCCUGGGUCUACUGCUUAUGUAACAGGAUGGGGAUCUCAAGAAUAUGGCGGUAGCACAGUUUCAGAUCUACAGCAAGCACGGGUCAGAAUAAUAAGUAAUGAUGCAUGUAAUGCACCAACUAGUUAUAAUGGAGCUGUUUUGUCGGGAAUGCUAUGUGCUGGACUACCUCAAGGUGGAGUGGAUGCAUGCCGAGGUGACUCUGGUGGCCCACUAGUUCAAGAGGACUCACGGCGGCUUUGGUUCCUUGUGGGGAUAGUAAGCUGGGGGGAUCAAUGUGGUCUGCCAGAUAAGCCAGGAGUAUAUACGCGAGUGACAGCCUACCGUGCUUGGAUAACCGAAAAAACUGGGGUCUAGAGCAAUAAAGGCAUCUCUGUGGCAAA
Messenger RNA from Felis catus (domestic cat), 1313 nucleotides. RefSeq names its product transmembrane serine protease 11D (gene TMPRSS11D). Gene Ontology annotation, cellular component: extracellular region; plasma membrane. Gene Ontology annotation, molecular function: serine-type endopeptidase activity. The record is from RefSeq and is a predicted model, not a curated record. Gene Ontology annotation, biological process: proteolysis. NCBI's taxonomy places the organism in Eukaryota, Metazoa, Chordata, Mammalia, Carnivora, Felidae. The transcript has 10 exons. The annotation marks the transcript as partial.